Molecule: messenger RNA, 2141 nt
Organism: Mya arenaria
Lineage: Eukaryota; Metazoa; Mollusca; Bivalvia; Myida; Myidae
Product: beta-1,3-galactosyl-O-glycosyl-glycoprotein beta-1,6-N-acetylglucosaminyltransferase-like
Exons: 3
Coding region: 162-1529 (455 amino acids)
Cellular component (GO): membrane
Molecular function (GO): acetylglucosaminyltransferase activity
Source: RefSeq, a predicted model, not a curated record
GUUCAUUCAGGAUAAGAUAACGGAUUGUUCUCGCAGCAAAAUUUGUUUCGGUUGUUGUUGGAAUGCCGUAAAGGUUUAAGGGACUACAGAUGCUUUCGAUUGGGUUUAUUAAGGUUUUAAAAGGUUGUUAGCCAGGCCCCUGCCCAUCUUCCAAAGGUGUAAUGAUCCGAGUUCGACGUCUCAGGGUCUGGUUUCUCCUAGUUUUUCUUGUCUUCUUCGUUACCGUUCCAUACUUCUGGAUGAUGACCAGUAGUAAGGUUAUCCACAAAGACGUCUUUUACAACGAACCGAUGCGUAUAAAAGAGGGCGAUAUUGCUGGGACCAUUCCGAAGGAAGACCGAUCAUCGAAUGAAUUGAAUGUAAUUCAAUAUUUUGAGUGUGAGAAAUUGUUUGCAAAUGAUCCUGUGGAAAUGUCGAAAGCGAGUGCAUUUUUACAGCUAAGGAAUUUCACCUUUCCUCGACGCCGGGAUGAAAACUAUAUAGAUCUGACAAUGAACUGUGAUAUUUUCAAAGAGUCAAGAGGAUAUUUUGUUUACCCACCAACACAAGAAGAGAAAUCAUUUCCGAUUGCUUUUAACAUACUGUUCCAUCAAAAUGUAGAACAAUUGGAACGAUUAUUGCGUGCAAUAUACAGGCCUCAAAAUCAGUAUUGUAUUCAUGUCGACGGGAAAACAUCUGAGGAUGUAUUAAAUAUAGUCACACAAAUUGCUUAUUGUUUCCCCAAUGUGUUCAUAGCAUCUGAAUUGGAAAUUGUGAUAUACGCCAGUGCAACAAGGUUGUCCGCUGAUAUAAAUUGCAUGAAAGAUCAUGUUAACAAUCGAUUUCAGUGGAAUUAUUUACUAAACCUUGCAUCUAGUGAAUAUCCAAUCAUGACCAACCUUCAAAUCGUCCAAAUAUUAAAGCAGUUCAAUGGAUCAAACGAUAUACACGAGGUUUUCUCGACAAUGGACGAGGGUAGAUUCAAAAGGAAGUAUUACACAUUUAUUGACCUUUAUGGCAAAUCGGGGUACAUGAUCCACACGGACAAACAGAAAGAACCUCCACCACAUAACCUCAAAAUCACCAAGGGAAAUGCAUACAAUAUAUUUAGCAGGGCUUUUGUUGAAUGGUUUUUGUCGAACCAAAUGGCAAGGGACCUUCUUGGCUGGUCAAUGGAUACUCUUACCCCGGAUGAGCAUUUUUGGGCAACAUUGAAUAACAUCUACAGCAAUCCACAUUUGAAAACGCCAGGCGGAUACACUGGACAUCCGGAUACCAAGCCGUUCUUUGCACGCUACAUUGGAUGGAACACCUCGAUCCAUCGGGAACGAUGCAAGGGAGGCCACUACGUUCAUAAUAUAUGCAUAUUCAGCGUACUUGACCUUCCAAAUAUCAAGGACAGAUAUGAGAUUAUUGCCAAUAAAUUUGAUAUUGAGUAUGACCCCAUUGCUUACAGGUGUAUGGAGGAAUUCACAUUGAACAAUGUGUUGAAUGAGAAACUAAUCAGUAACCCAAAACGAUAUAGAAAGUUAGCAUUACUUUCCAGAUAAUAAUUUGUUUCCUUUCUCCGGUACCAAUUAAAUACACUAUCCUGAGUAUAUUCUGAACGUGUUUUUCUUACAUUUCACACCGUUUGAACCAAUAAUUAAUGAUUUACAGAACAAGGGAAACGCUCCGUCGAUAAUUAGAACUGGUUUGCCACGAAUGGUUCUUAUAUUUAUUUUUAGUAAACGAUUAAAACGUUCGCCACAUAGUCAUCAUCGCAAGGUUAAACAAUUCUUACCUUUAUUUUCAACAUUUAAGAACAAGAUGUAAGCCACCAAGAACACUAUUUAUCGUUUAAGGUAUUCAGCAGUAUCCCUUCAAAAUCAUUUCAAUGUAUCCCGUUAUUGUUGUCAACAACAUUCAAGAAAUACCAGGGGCCAAUAAAUAUGGAAUGAAUAUGUAGAAAUGCAGUUUUUUUCCAUAAAAUAUUAAAUAACUUAAUCUAAAACUGUGUCUACAUUAAUUUUGAUAUCACAAUAAACAGAUCAUGGCUUUGCCUUUAAGAUUUAAAUCGGACAGGACUUUAAAAGCAGGAUUUUGCGAAAGACGCAUUUUUGACAUGCGCCUCACGUGCUACCCCGACACAUAUUUAGUUUAAAUGUCUUCCCCUAUGAAUA